Molecule: messenger RNA, 786 nt
Organism: Medioppia subpectinata
Lineage: Eukaryota; Metazoa; Arthropoda; Arachnida; Sarcoptiformes; Oppiidae
Source: the annotation of a GenBank genome assembly
AUUGUAAUCGUCGGCAAUGGAGUGGUGGGCAAGAGUUCAAUGAUACAAAGGUUCUGCAGAGGAAUCUUCAGCAAUGAGUAUAAGAAGACUCUUGGAGUAGACUUUAUGGAAAGAAUGAUUCGUGUGAAAUCAGAAAAUAUAAGAUUAAUGCUUUGGGACACCGCCGGGCAGGAAGAAUUUGAUGCCAUCACUAAAGCAUAUUAUAGAGAUCGUCAAUCGUUUUUAAGUAUUGAAAAGUGGAAAAAGAAAGUGGAGUUCGAGUGCGGAGACAUCCCUAUGGCUAUCGUUCACAAUAAGAUUGAUUUGUCUCAUCAGAGUGUUGUCAGGCGUGAAGAAGUGGAUAGUCUUGUAAAGAGACAUCACUGGAAACUAUUCAGAACUUCAGUUAAGGAUAACUUAAAUGUAGAAAACGUCUUCCACUUCCUCGCGGAGUCGUAUAUCAAUUCCAUUAACGAUGACUACAAUGAAGAACCAGUUUUUCACUCCUCUAACCAACCCUUUUACACAAAUAAUAUGCCAAAUAUAAUGCAAUCAAAUACAGAUCCACUCUUUCAUCAGAGGAUCGCACCAUUUGUACCUCAAUAUAGACAACAGAGAAGUCAAACCUAUAAAUUGGGUUAUAAUUACUUAAACAGCGGAAUGGGUUUACAGACGUACGGCAGUAAUGGAGUGGUCAGUCAUUAUCGGUAUAACGGACUACCAAUGAGACGACAGAGUUCUGCCAUUGUCUUACACAGACCUCAAUCACAAUAUCAACAACUCUUAGCCAAACAUUCAUUGAAUAAU